Molecule: messenger RNA, 960 nt
Organism: Alligator sinensis (Chinese alligator)
Lineage: Eukaryota; Metazoa; Chordata; Crocodylia; Alligatoridae
Gene: NGDN
Product: neuroguidin
Exons: 9
Coding region: 1-960 (319 amino acids)
Biological process (GO): maturation of SSU-rRNA from tricistronic rRNA transcript (SSU-rRNA, 5.8S rRNA, LSU-rRNA)
Cellular component (GO): small-subunit processome; nucleolus
Source: RefSeq, a predicted model, not a curated record
AUGCUUGGGUUCACUUUCCGCUCGGGCCUGGGCACCCAGACACCUGGGUCCUACGUGGCCGCUGUGACAGUGCACAUCCAGGGGCUGCUGCAGAGGGUCCAGGCUGGUGUCUUCCCCACUGCCAAGGGUCUGAGCUUCCUGGUGCUGCGGCCGCAGCUGCUGCUCUUCUACCUGCAGGACCUGGCGGCCGUGCUGGCAGCCAAGGCUGGGGGGUGCCCGCUGGCCGGCACCGCCCCUCCCCUGCGCCUGGCAGAGCUGCGCACGGUGCUGGAGAAGAUGCGGCCCAUCGACCACAAGCUCCGGUACCAGGUGGACAAGCUGGUGCGGGCAGCGGCCACUGGGGCCCUGGGGGGGGAUGACCCACUGCGCUUCCGGCCGGACCCCAGCAACAUGGCCAGCAAGCUGAGUGAGGAUGAAGAGGAGGCCAGUGGCCCAGACCCUGGGAAGAAACCCACAGCUGCAGGAGGGAUCCGGAAAUACAUCCCACCCCGUCUGGUGCCGGUUCACUAUGAUGAGGGUGCAGCUGCCCGGGCCCAGCGGCGCCAGGAGCAGGCCACGCGCCGAGCGCUGAGCAGCUCUGUCAUUCGGGAGCUGCGAGACCAGUUCUCGGAGGCCCCUGAGGAGAUCCGGGAGGGUAUGGCCCCCCAUGCCGCCCGCCACAGCCGCGAGGAGACACGCCGGACCCAGUACGAGGAGAGCAUGCUGGUGCGGCUGGGCCGGAGCCGUCAGGAGCAGGCGUGGCGGCGCAAGGAGUCUGCCCCGGGUGCCCAGCUUGGCGCCCUCACCCGCUUCGGGGAUAUCAGCGCCCUCACAGGCCCUGUGGGGAUGGCUGGAGAGACACGGGAGCUGAGUCCCCCAAGGAAGAGGAAGAAGAUCAGUGUGAAGAAGGGGAAGAAAAAAGGUGAGUUGCCUCCCAAAUUCUCCACUAUCCCAGCAGCCCCUAUUGCUAGAGAUGCCUAG